Molecule: messenger RNA, 1280 nt
Organism: Cuscuta europaea
Lineage: Eukaryota; Viridiplantae; Streptophyta; Magnoliopsida; Solanales; Convolvulaceae
Source: the annotation of a GenBank genome assembly
CAAAUUUGUGAUCUCCCUUCCCUCUACCUAACCAAACUCUAAGCCACUCCGUACCAAAACUAUGUUCAUCCCCUCCCCUUCUCAGUGGACUUGGCUUCUCCACAAACCAUUCUCUAAUGUGUGGUCUUCCUCUUUAUAUCCUUCACUCCCCAUUCCAAUCAUCAAAAACUUUCUUAGCCCCAUUUAUAUAUUCUAUUCUAUUCAACGGUCCAAAAAUGGUAUACUAUUACUUCCGAUUCAUAUCUUUGUUCUCUAUUCUUUUGUUUGCUUCUAAAUCUUGACCUCCUUUCACUAUUUAUUUACUCCUCUUCUUUGGUUAUCCUCUUUAUCCACACACUUAACCAACCGUAGAGAUAUCAUACCUGUAAAAUGAAUAGAGGUUGUGAGCUUUGCGGAGGAGAGGCCGCCGUUUGCUGCCCGUCGGAUUCGGCGUUUUUGUGCUGGAGCUGCGACGUUGAGGUCCACGGCGCGAAUUCCCUCGUCGCCCGCCACAUUCGGUUCGCGGUUUGCUGCAAUUGUAGAUCCGUCACCGAGAAUCGCGUCUCCGGCGGGGAUCGGGUUUCGGGGUUCUGUAAUUCCUGCUCGGCGUCGCCGCACGGAGAUGACGGACUCGACGACGCGCUUUCCUCGUCGUCCGCGACCAACGAGGGCUCUAGUUGCCGGAACGACGGGAGCUCCGUCGAGGGUUUCGCCCCGCCGGAGAGGAGAAAUCGGGGGAAACCGUUGAGGAAAGUGAGGUCGGAGGCGGAGGGCGUUUUGGUGAAAUGGUGCGCGAGGCUUGGAAUUGGCGGGGAGGAGAAGCAGGAGGUGGAGCGGAAAGCGCGCGGGGCGUUCCAGAUUUGCUUGGCCGCGGGUCGCAUGACGGCGCUUCCGGCCCGGGUCUCGCUUGCGGCGUCUCUGUGGUUCGGGUGGAGAAGAUCGGCUAGAAAAUUGGGGCAGUCGGGGCAGGGAUUGAAGACGCUUGAGCAGAUCACCGGCGUGCCGUCGAAGCUUAUUAUGAGCGCCGAGUCGAAGCUGCAGCUGGUGGUGAAAUCCGAAAUGCGGCGGCGGCAGUGGCUCGCUGAAGGCUCGGAUGAGUGCUCCGUUUGAUUUCCUGCACACAUUGUGUUAUUCUAACGUGUAAUUUGAGACAUGUAGUAGCUGAUUGUGUGUCUCCACUCUCCAUCCUACACUCUUCUCUUCCAUAGCAUGUUGCUCCUCAACCCUACAUUGAUUCUUUGCUAUACAAAAAAAACAUUUUCACAUUUUUAUACAGUAUUUUAAUCAUAUUAUUAUUUUUA